AACUUAUUCUAUCUUCGCAUCAUAUUGUCCCUCUAAACUUAAUCAACUUGUAACCAGGAAAACAACACAUGUGUAAAAAAAUUUGGUCUAUUAAACUGUUAAUGAUGAAAAAUUAACAUUAACUGUUAAUUACCAAUUAUUUAAUUAUCGAAAGAAUAUCAAGUGAAAUUGACUUCCAAAGCAAUCAGAAGAUGUCAUAUAGAUUCAAAUGGAAUUCAUUCUUGUGCUUUAGUUUAUCACAAGCAUGUUUGAUUUUCAAUCUUCUAGAUUUGGUCGCAAAUACGUUUAUCAUUACCAGGUAUUCAGUGCUCUUCUAUGAAAUCCAAGCCCCCGAAAACCUUUCUUUUGUUGUUAUUGCUGCUAUCUCAGUUUGCACAUGCUCAUUUAUGAUAGUUGGAUCCAUGAUGGAAAAUCAUUGGAUGUUGAUUCCUCACAUUUUAUGGAAAACAGUUCUUAUCGGAUGCCUCGCCGUAUUAGUGGUGAUGUUAAAUUUAAUGCUAAUAGAAAAUAGGAAUGAAAAAGGAUUGUUACCGGUUAUUAUAAUUUUCAGCAUCAUUUUUGUUAUUUCUAUUCCAUAUUGGAAUGUGAUGAUGAAUCAUUACCUAGAGAUCAAGAAUAAGCCGGCUGCUCAUCUGAUGUACAAUUGGUCCACAAAUACAUCAUGAUCAGUAACAAUUUUUAUAAAAUAUCGUUCUAUGAAAAUAAAUUAUUUAUUUAUUUGAAACAA
This is a messenger RNA of Chelonus insularis, 727 nucleotides long. RefSeq lists its product as uncharacterized. The record is from RefSeq and is a predicted model, not a curated record. NCBI's taxonomy places the organism in Eukaryota, Metazoa, Arthropoda, Insecta, Hymenoptera, Braconidae. Bases 192 to 665 code for a protein of 157 amino acids. The transcript is spliced from 5 exons.